AUGCUUCGUAUACUUGGGUGCACCAAUCCAUGCAUUAGUGGAAGUACAGACGAAGCUCCACGACUGUGUGCUCCUCGUCACUUCUUCUCGUCUCCUCCAACCAAGUCACGAUUCAGAAUGGCCGACGUGCGAGCGCUGCUCCGCCAGCAGCGACAGUCCCGUCGCAUCGAGCACCCUCACGCUGCAUACUCUGACGCAGGCAAGCUGCUGUGCACCCUGUGCCGCGAGCAAAUACGAGCUGAAACGCAAUGGGAGUCGCACACCAGGAGUACAGGCCAUCAGCGUCGGGCAGUCGCCGCCACCACGACUGCCAAUGCAGGGCCAGCUCCGUCAGAGGCCACAGAGCCGAUGGCGGAAAAGGCUCAAGUCUCACAAGGGCACGACACGACGGCCGUCGAAGGGCCCGAGGAGGAGCAGGAGGACGCCAUGGAUGAAGGACAGACACCCAAAGCCAGCGACGGCACCGAGUCGCGGACGCAAGCACACAAACGAAAAAUCAGCGACGACGACUACGAAGACGUCGACGCCAUGGAUCUGGACGAGGCAAUUCGAAGAAAACGCAGCCGCGGCGACAUUUCCAUCGAUGUCUCGGCGGCCAACCACCGCCGAGGCAGUGGCACAGACAAGGACAAGGAUUCCGCAGACAUCGCCGCUGCAGCGAAUACCCCUGCCCGGCGCGAUGCCGCCAACCGCACACCGCCGACGCUGGCGCGACGCAUGUCCUCGACGCCGUCCCGUGGCGUCGAGCUGCAGAUACCCUCCCGGCCGGCCACGCCCGCCGCCCAUCGCGACUCGUCCUCGUCGUCGACAACGCCAGGCCUCGCGACCCUCGCGGGCCUCUCUGCCGCCAUGGCCGCCCACACCAGCGCUACCCCGUCGGGCGCCGCCGCAACCACCACCACCAACGGGAGCAUCAUCGCCACGGAGAAGCUCUCCGGCGCGCACGUCGACGAGGACGAGUGGGCGGCGUUCGAGGCCGAGAUGGCGGCCACCGCGGCCCCGUACGCAGACGACGCCGUCAUCUCUGCACCCGCCAUGAACGCCGAGGAAGCCGCGGCGGCCGCCGCCACGGGGACCAAUGGCCAAGGCGGCGGUGGUGGCUCCGGUUCGCGCAAGAGCCGCGCUGAUCUUGACAUCGAGGGUGAGCGCGAGGACGCGGCGCGCGCGCGCGAGGACGAGAUGAGCGACAUGCAGGAGCUCGAGGCGCGUGUGAGGCGUCUCAAGGAAAAGCGCGAGGAACUGCGGCAGCGCGCCUCCAGCAUCGGGCAGGAGAACAACGGUCCUGCAAGGCUGCAGAGUCAGGUGCCAGAUGAAGACGGCAAGAGUCCCGCUUUGGAAAAUGGAGGCAACAAGGACAAGGCAGAGGACGACAAAGAUGAAGAUGACGACGAGGACGACGAGGACGACGAGGACGAUGACUGGGACGGCUUUAGGUUCCGCAGGUAA
This is a messenger RNA of Akanthomyces muscarius, 1446 nucleotides long. RefSeq lists its product as uncharacterized. The transcript has a single exon. The record is from RefSeq and is a predicted model, not a curated record. Bases 1 to 1446 code for a protein of 481 amino acids. Lineage: Eukaryota; Fungi; Ascomycota; Sordariomycetes; Hypocreales; Cordycipitaceae. Gene Ontology annotation, biological process: mitotic DNA replication checkpoint signaling; nuclear DNA replication; mitotic DNA damage checkpoint signaling. Gene Ontology annotation, cellular component: nucleus; spliceosomal complex. Gene Ontology annotation, molecular function: zinc ion binding; nucleic acid binding.